Onthophagus taurus is the source of this 9371-nucleotide messenger RNA. RefSeq lists its product as uncharacterized. NCBI's taxonomy places the organism in Eukaryota, Metazoa, Arthropoda, Insecta, Coleoptera, Scarabaeidae. The record is from RefSeq and is a predicted model, not a curated record. Gene Ontology annotation, cellular component: extracellular region. Gene Ontology annotation, biological process: carbohydrate metabolic process. Gene Ontology annotation, molecular function: chitin binding.
UUCCAAUUUGAAUCCAACCUACAUACUUUAUACACUCAAACAACCUACAAAGAUUUUUUUUAAUCUUAAAAACGCACGUGUAAUCGAUUGCGUAAAUAUGAGUCACUCGGGGCGGGUUGGUUGGUUUUAGAAAGAAAAUUAGGACAAAUCCGGUUCGAUUCUAAAUCGAUUUAAUAACAUUUUCGAUUAUUUUUUAAACCAACCCCGACUAAAAUCAACUUUCUCAAAUCAAACUUAUUUUAUCCCAUAAAUUAUUAAAUCUUAUUACUAUUAAUUUUUAGAUAUAACAAGUAUGAGUGAAACGAAAAUAUCUUUUACCUUGAGUAUGUGCUCAAAAAGUGGUAGAGGCACGAAACGGACAAGUAAAAAAAAGAAAAAGUUACUCUUAAAAACCGCGUGUAACUAAAAUAAGAGCACUUGGGUUGGGUUUCGGUCAGUUCCAUCCAACAUUUCGGACGGUGAACGUCUCAAAAGGGAUGAUUCAUUUCAAAAAAUGAUUUUCCUUUUCGUUUUAAACUUAAUUUUGGCGGCGUUAAUUUCCGGUUCGCCCGACAAUCAAAAAUGUUUAAAAACCGUUUCAAACACAAAACUUUUGUGCUUUUAUAGUGAAAUAACGACUUUAAAGGGGUGCAAGUGUACGCACGUGAUCGUUCCAUCGACUCUCCAAUCCAAAAUCAUCAACAAAUUAAAAGAAUCAAACCAUGAAGUUAAAAUUUUCGUCACAAUCACCGAACUAAAUCAACCGACGAUUUCUUUGAUUAAAUCGUCAAACCCACACGGGUUAAAUUUAAAUUUAAACUCAUUCGAGAAAAUAACCUCCCCUAACGACAUUUUAGACGUGAUUACAACGCUUCGAGCCAAACUUAACGAAAAAUUAGAAAUAAUCGUGACUGUGCCGUCGAAAAUCGACGUUUUAGCGAGAUUUUACGACUUUAAGCGAUUAAAAAAGCUUGGGAUUGAAGCUUUUGUGCUACAAAGUGAUUUUUUGACUGACUCGAAAGCUGUUACUUUCCAUCCUAGUCGAUUAUCAGGACUUUUUGAUGUCCAAAACACUGAUUCUUUAGUUGAUUUAGUAACUAAUUUAGGUUUAUCGGAAUCGAAGCUAAUUAUAUCAAUUCCAGUGCAAGGAUAUCAUUUUAAAUUGAAGAAUGAAACCGAAACGAGUCGGGGAAGCCCAGCGAUUGAGGUUAAAUCAAUUAAUAGGGAUGAAAUGUGCAAGAAAAUUGGGGAAUUUAGCGAUUGGAAGGAAGGAAGGGAUCAAGAUUUAACCGGAGUUUAUAUUUAUCGCAAAACCGAUUGGAUUUCAUUCGAAGACUCAAUCAGCAUCGACAUCAAAGCAAAAUACGCCCGAAUUCGCGGAUUAUACGGUUUGGCACUAAAAGAUUUAUCACAAGACCUCUCACCAAACUUAAACUGUCAGAAUCAAACGUCAAUUUUAGACGCCACCUAUCGGAGUUUGUCGAAACAACCCCGAGCGCCAAGAGGCGCCAUCUUGCAAAGUUUAAAGCGCGAAAUUGUUUAUAAAGAAAACGAUUUAAACUUUGAAGUUAAUAAUAACCUUCCGUGCCCCCAUCAAGGUUAUUUCGUAAACCCUGAAGAUUGCAACCGAUUUUAUCGCUGCGUACAGUUCUACCAACCAACGAAAAACAACCCAACCUCGAAAAAUUCGUUCACAAUUUUCCAAUUUUCUUGCCCUUCCGGUUUAACGUUCGACGAACGUUACGAGGUAUGCACUUGGCCUUUAAAUCUUGAAAACACCACCAGGUGUCAUGGUAGUAGCGAAAUCGCGCCAAAAAAACAAUUUAAUUGUCCAUCGGAAGUCGGUUUUUAUGCAGAUUUAAGCGAUUGCAGAUGGUUUUAUGCGUGUUUAGAUCACGGAUUAGACGAUCAUUUAACCGCGUACGAAUUUCGAUGCCCGUUUGGGUUAGUUUUCGACGAAGAAAAGUUAAUGUGCGAGUGGCCUUGGAUGGUUGCGAGAUGUUCUUUUGAAUCAACAUCAAUUAAUAUCGAUGUUUAUGGCGGAAAUUCAAAAGAAUCAAUUGGAAUUUAUGGCGGGUUAAAUACUUAUGAUGGAUUAGGUGUUUUAAAAAGCGUUAAAUUGGUUGAAUUUGAUGAUCAAAGCAAGAAUGUGGGAAAUUUAUAUCAAAAUAAUUUGAAUUUGAAUCAAAAUUAUGGCUCAAACAUAAAAAAUGAUGGUUUUGAGGUUAAUUUGGGUCAAAAGUUUGAUCAAAAUGGAAAAACUAAUUUGAAUUCAAACAUUGGCCAAUUUGGGGUUAAUUCUGGCACCUAUGGGGUUAAUUUUGACAAAAAUGUGAAUGGAAAUGUUCAAAAUUAUGGCUCAAACAUCAAAAGUGAUGGUUUUGGGGUUAAUUUUGGUCAAAAAGUUGAUCAAAAUGGAAGAAUUAAUUUGGCGGGAAAUUUGAAUUCUAAUCUUGGUAAAUUUGAGGUUAAUUUUGAUAAAAAUGAGCAUGGGAAUGUUCAAAAUUAUGGCUCAAACAUUAAAACUGAUGGUUUUGGGGUAAAUUUCGGUCAAAAAGUUGAUCAAAAUGAGAAAAAUUCGAAUAUUGGUCAAUUUGAGGUUAAUUCUGGCGCAUUUGGGGUUAAUUUUGAUAAAAAUGAGGAUAGAAAUGUUCAAAAUUAUGGAUCAAACAUCAAAACUGAUGGUUUUGGGGUUAAUUUCGGUCAAAAAGUUGAUCAAAAUGAGAAAAAUUCGAAUAUUGGUCAAUUUGAGGUUAAUUCUGGCUCCUUUGGGGUUAAUUUUGAUAAAAAUGAGAAUAGAAAUGUUCAAAAUUAUGGAUCAAACAUUAAAACUGAUGAUUUUGGCCAAAAAGUUGAUCAAAAUGAAAGAAUUAAUUUGGCGGGAAAUUUGAAUACCAAUAUUGCUCAAUUUGAGGUUAAUUCUGGCGCCUUUGGGGUUAAUUUUGAUAAAAAUGAGCAUGGGAAUGUUCAAAAUUAUGGCUCAAACAUAAAAAGUGAUGGUUUUGGAGUUAAUUUCGGUCAAAAAGUUGACCAAAAUGAGAAAAAUUCGAAUAUUGGUCAAUUUGAGGUUAAUUCUGGCACCUUUGGGGUUAAUUUUGAUAAAAAUGAGCAUGGGAAUGUUCAAAAUUAUGGCUCAAACAUAAAAUCUGAUGGUUUUGGGGUUAAUUUCGGUCAAAAAGUCAAUCAAAAUGAGAAAAAUUCGAAUAUUGGUCAAUUUGAGGUUAAUUCUGGCGCUUUUGGGGUUAAUUUUGAUAAAAAUGACAAUAGGAAUGUUCAAAAUUAUGGCUCAAACAUCAAAACUGAUGCUUUUGGGGUUAAUUUUGGCCAAAAAGUUGAUCAAAAUGGAAGAAUUAAUUUGGCGGGAAAUUUGAAUACCAAUAUUGAUCAAUUUGAAGUUAAUUCUGGCGCCUUUGGGGUUAAUUUUGAUAAAAAUGAGCAUGGGAAUGUUCAAAAUUAUGGCUCAAACAUAAAAACUGAUGGUUUUGGGGUUAAUUUCGGUCAAAAAGUUGAUCAAAAUGAGAAAAUUGAUUUAAAUUCAAAUAUUGGUCAAUUUGAGGUUAAUUCUGGCGCUUUUGGGGUUAAUUUUGAUAAAAAUGAGCAUGGGAAUGUUCAAAAUUAUGGCUCAAACAUAAAAACCGAUGGUUUUGGAGUUAACUUCGGUCAAAACGUUGAUCAAAAUGAGAAAAUUUCGAAUAAUGGUCAAUUUGAGGUUAAUUCUGGCACAUUUGGAAUUAAUUUUGAUAAAAAUGAGGAUAGGAAUGUUCAAAAUUAUGGCUCAAACAUUAAAACUGAUGGUUUUGGGAUUAAUUUUGGCCAAAAAGUUGAUCAAAAUGAAAGAAUUAAUUUGGCGGGAAAUUUGAAUACUAAUAUUGCUCAAUUUGAGGUUAAUUCUGACGAUUUUGGGGUUAAUUUUGAUAAAAAUGAGCAUGGGAAUGUUCAAAAUUAUGGCUCAAACAUAAAAACCGAUGGUUUUGGAGUUAACUUCGGUCAAAACGUUGAUCAAAAUGAGAAAAUUUCGAAUAAUGGUCAAUUUGAGGUUAAUUCUGGCACAUUUGGAAUUAAUUUUGAUAAAAAUGAGGAUAGGAAUGUUCAAAAUUAUGGCUCAAACAUUAAAACUGAUGGUUUUGGGAUUAAUUUUGGCCAAAAAGUUGAUCAAAAUGAAAGAAUUAAUUUGGCGGGAAAUUUGAAUACUAAUAUUGCUCAAUUUGAGGUUAAUUCUGACGAUUUUGGGGUUAAUUUUGAUAAAAAUGAGCAUGGGAAUGUUCAAAAUUAUGGCUCAAACAUAAAAACUGAUGGUUUUGGAGUUAAUUUCGGUCAAAAAGUUGAUCAAAAUGAGAAAAUUGAUUUAAAUUCAAAUAUUGGUCAAUUUGAGGUUAAUUCUGGCGCCUUUGGGGUUAAUUUUGAUAAAAAUGAUGAUAGGAAUGUUCAAAAUUAUGGCUCAAACAUUAAAACUGAUGAUUUUGGAGUUAAUUUCGGUCAAAAAGUUGAUCAAAAUGAGAAAAUUAAUUUAAAUUCAAAUAUUGGUCAAUUUGAGGUUAAUUCUGGCACCUUUGGGGUUAAUUUUGAUAAAAAUGACGAUAGAAAUGUUCAAAAUUAUGGAUCAAACAUAAGAACUGAUGGUUUUGGGGUAAAUUUCGGUCAAAAAGUUGAUCAAAAUGAGAAAAUUUCGAAUAUUGGUCAAUUUGAGGUUAAUUCUGGCACCUUUGGGGUUAAUUUUGACAAAAAUGAGGAUAGGAAUGUUCAAAAUUAUGGCUCAAACAUUAAAACUGAUGUUUUUGGGGUUAAUUUUGGCCAAAAAGUUGAUCAAAAUGAAAGAAUUAAUUUGGCGGGAAAUUUGAAUUCCAACAUUAAUCAAUUUAAGGUCAAUUCGAAUGGUUUUGAAGUUAAUUUUGGUCAAAAAUUAGAUCAAAACGUCAACCUCAACGAAUAUCAAUCAAAUUCCGAUAAAAGUUUGAAUCAAAAUGAUUUGGCGGGAAAUUUGAAUAUCGACAAAACGGAUCAAUCUUUUAUUUUAGACACCCAAGAGAUUCCAAGUCCAAAUAAAAACCUUCUUGAUAUCAGAUAUGGUAAAACCUUUGAAGGAAUUAAUCAAAAUCAAGGAAAUUUCUAUUCAAGUCAUCCAUAUUUAGCCCCAAAUUCUAAUCGAAAUGUAUUCGAACUAAAUUCAGGAGAAAAAUCUCAAAGUUACAACAACUUUGGGUUCUUUAAUGGUGGAUUUUCAAACGGAUUUAAUGCCAGAAAGACUGUUGAUAUAAUCGGCGGUGGUUUUUCGGCGGUUAAAACGUACAAAAAUGAACCAAUUUUAACCAACUUAGAAAGAAUUCCACAAAACUCACCGAUUCAAUCGAUCCAUCCGAUUAUUCCAACCGUAAAAACGGUUCAUCUCCCAGAAAAAGUCGAUUUGAAUCGAGGUGGAGUCAUCGCCAACAUCCCUCAACUUCAAAUCAACGUGGAUUCGCCCCAAAAUGAUCAUCGUGAAGGAUAUUUUUACGAAAAGCCCAAAAUUAAAUUUGAAGAGGGCGAAAAGAUAUUAGAUAAAACUAAGGCGGAUUAUGAAAGAAUUCAAGGAACGCUUCAACAAAUUGAGUUGAAUCACGAUUUUGGACAAAAAUUGGUGCAUUUUGAUCAAGUUCAAUCGAAUAUUGAAGAAAAUUCUAACCUUAAUUUAGGUCAAACUUUUGUUCAGAAUCGGCCAGCUCAUAUAAAUGUAGAUCAUGGACAAAAUUUUGAUCAAGUUGAAGAUCAAAAUGUCAAAAUUGAUCAAUCUAACCUUAAUUUAGGUCAAGGUGGUGUUAAUGUUGAGGAAUAUAAGCAAAAUCGACCGAAAUUAGUGCAUGUUUAUACAAAUGUAGAUCAUGGACAACGUUUUGAUCAAGUUAAAUCAAAUUUUGAAGAUCAAAAUGUCAAAAUUGAUCAAUCUAACCUUAAUUUAGGUCAAGGUGUUGUUAAUGUUGAGGAAUAUAACCAAAAUAGGCCGAAAUUUGUGCAAGUUCAUACAAAUAUUGAUCAUGGACAACGUUUUGAUGAAAUUAAAUCGAAUUUUGAAGAUCAAAAUGUCAAAAUUGAUCAUUCCAACCUUAAUUUAGGUCAAGGUGUUGUUAAUGUUGAGGAAUAUAACCAAAAUAGACCGAAAUUUGUGCAAAUUCAUACAAAUUUAGAUCAUGGACAACGUUUUGAUCAAAUUAAAUCAAAUUUUGAAGAUCAAAAUGUCAAAAUUGAUCAUUCCAACCUUAAUUUAGGUCAAGGUGUUGUUAAUGUUGAGGAAUAUAACCAAAAUCGACCGAAAUUUGUGCAAGUUCAUACAAAUAUUGAUCAUGGACAACGUUUUGAUGAAAUUAAAGCGAAUUUUGAAGAUCAAAAUGUCAAAAUUGAUCAUUCCAACCUUAAUUUAGGUCAAGGUGUUGUUAAUGUUGAGGAAUAUAACCAAAAUCGUCCGAAAUUUGUGCAAGUUCAUACAAAUUUAGAUCAUGGACAACGUUUUGAUCAAGUUAAAUCGAAUUUUGAAGAUCAAAAUGUCAAAAUUGAUCAAUCCAACCUUAAUUUAGGUCAAGGUGGUGUUAAUGUUGAGGAAUAUAACCAAAAUAGACCGAAAUUUGUGCAAAUUCAUACAAAUGUAGAUCAUGGACAACGUUUUGAUGAAAUUAAAUCGAAUUUUGAAGAUCAAAAUGUCAAAAUUGAUCAAUCUAACCUUAAUUUAGGUCAAGGUGUUGUUAAUGUUGAGAAUUAUAAUGAAAAUCAACCGAAAUUUGUGCGAAUUCAUACAAAUGUAGAUCAUGGACAACGUUUUGAUGAAAUUACAUCAAAUUUUGAAGAUCAAAAUGUCAAAAUUGAUCAUUCCAACCUUAAUUUAGGUCAAGGUGUUGUUAAUGUUGAGGAAUAUAACCAAAAUCGACCGAAAUUUGUGCAAAUUCAUUCAAAUGUAGAUCAUGGACAACGUUUUGAUCAAGUUAAAUCGAAUUUUGAAGAUCAAAAUGUCAAAAUUGAUCAAUCCAACCUUAAUUUAGGUCAAGGUGUUGUUAAUGUUGAGGAAUAUAAUCAAAAUCGACCGAAAUUAGUGCAAGUUCAUACAAAUGUAGAUCAUGGACAACGUUUUGAUGAAAUUAAAUCGAAUUUUGAAGAUCAAAAUGUUAAUAUUGACCAUUCUAACCUUAAUUUAGAUCAAACCAUAGUCGAUGUUGAAGCAAAUUACCAAAACCCUCCUAAAACGGUAGAAAUUCAUUCAAAUCUCGGCAAAGAUCAAUAUUUAGGCCAAGGCCAAUCAAAUUUUGAACAAAAUUCGAAUCAAAACGUCAAAAUUGCUCAUGCAACUUCACAUUCUAACCUGAAUUUAGGUCAAACUACUUUUAAUGUUGAAAAUCGACCGCAAUUUGUGCGAGUUCAAUCAAAUCUCGAUCAUGGACAACAUUUUGAACAAGAUCAAUCGAAUAUUGAUGAUAAAAACGUCAAAAUUGAUCAUUCUAACCUCAAUUUAGGUCAAACCAUUAAAGUAAAUGAUCAAAAUCAGCCUAAAGCGGUGGAAAUUCAUUCAAAUCUCGAUCAGGGUCAAUAUUUGGAGCAAGGUCAAUCAAAUUAUGAACAAAAUUCGAAUCAAAAUUUCAAAAUUGAUCAUUCUAACCUCAAUUUUGGUCAAGUAAUUUCAAAUGUUGAUCAAAAAAUAUUAAAUAUAGGUCAAAGUCGACCCAGUAAUCAAGGUUUUGAUUAUAACUCGAAUCAAAACGUCAAAAUUAAGGAUGAUUUUGGCCAAAUCACUUCUAACGUUAAUGAAUUUCAUCAAAAUUCGAAUCAAGAUGUCAAAAUUGAUGAAUAUUUGGGAUAUGAAUCGAGUUUCGGGCAAAAAUUGAAUCAAAACGUCAAAAUUGACGUUAAUUUUGACAAAAAUAAGGAAGGUGGUCAAAUUCAUUCAAAUGUUGAUCAGUAUUUUAAUUUAGAACCAGUUAAAGAAGUUCCUUUUGUCAAAACCACAGCGUAUCAAACUGGAAAUACGGAUCAAUUAAGUUUCGGACAAAAAUUGAAUAAAAAUAUCAAAAUUGACACGAAUUCUAAGUUAAAUGUUGGUCAAGUUUAUGAAAAUCAAAAAGUUGUUGAUCAAAAUCGUGUUGUUAUAACAGAAAAACCUUUUUAUCAUCAAAUUAAUCCUAUUUUGGUUAAGAAUCCUUCAAUUUUGAUCUCAUCAACUCCAAAACUUCAUUAUUUACAACCAGUUACUCAUAUUCCUUUCGUUACAACAACAACAUAUCAAAUUGGAAAUAAAAAUAUCAAAAUUGAGUCGAAUUAUGAUCAAACUAAAUCAAAAUUGAAUCAAAUUCAAUUAAAUCUUGAUGAUGAAAGUGAAAAAUCAUUAAUUUUGAUUAAAAAUGAACCAAGUCAAGAUUAUUUACCAACUAAAGUAGUCAAAAUUAAAGAAAAAGUAAAAGAUUGUCCAGAUGAAAUAGAAUUAAAUCAAGAAAAUCAAAAAGUUGUUAAAACUACUUCAAAACCAAAUAGAAUUGACUUUUAUAAUAAAAAUAAUGAAGAAGUUAAGCAAUAUUUAAUCGAAACAAGUAAAAAUAAUCAAAGAGGGAAUAAAAAAGUGAUUGAAUUCUACGAAAUUGAUCAAGAAAAGCUAAAAAAUCAAGAUAAAUUUAUUGAAAUCGAUGAAAAUAAAGAACAAAAUCAAGGAAAUCGCCGAAAAGUUACUAAAAUCACUAGAAUUAACAAAAUUAAUCAAAACAACCCACAAACUAAUUCGAUGUCUUCAACAAACGAUUUUAAUCCAAUUUUAACAUUAAAAUUAGGAGCCCAAUGCACUUGCGUUUCAAAUCCAAUCAUAAUAAAAUCAAAACCCAACAAAAACGAUCGAAUUAAUCUCGAAUCGGAUCAAUUAGAUCUCAACAAAAUCAAUUUAAAUCGAAAUAACCGCCGAAAAAGACCCAAUUUGAAUCAAAAUGACACUUCAAACGUCAAAAAUGAUAAAUUUGAGGUUACUUCUGCACGGAGUAAAAUGGUUAGGCAAAAAUUAAAUCAAAAAUUAAUUGAAGAUGACCAAAAAGUUAUUCAAAAACCAUUUAAUCGUUACGGUCCUGGUGGAUUGCGUUCAAACGAAGAAACCCUUCAAGGAAUUGAUUGUAAACGACCCGGAUUGUUUAGACACCCCACGGAGUGUUCGAAAUUUUGUUCGUGCGUUUUUGAUUCGAAAAAGAAACGGUUUAAAUUGUAUAUUUUUGAUUGUCCCGUGCAUUUAACGUUCGAUCAAACGCUGAGUGCUUGUAAUUGGCCGGGAAAGGGGCCGGCUUGCGUUAAAAACACUUUAAUUACCGUCGAUUAAUUUAUACUCGUGUUCCAAUUAGGAUUAAGAAUAAAACUUUAUAUGUAAAUAAGUAGAUUAAGGUUAAAUAAAGACGAUUUUAUUAAAA